AUCGUCGUCAUCGUCAUCAUCGUCAGUCUUGGCAUCCUGUUCGUCACGAUCAAAGUCUUCCGGUUGCAUGACUCCAAGCCCCACCUUGUGGUGCGUGGCAAGUCCGAGCUUGUUGCCCCAUGUGUGCGGGGCGCCGCCAAUGUGUCUGACGAUGUCCUUGCGAGGGGCCUGCGCGAGCGAUGGGAUGUCUCUUUCGAACGACCCUUCGUCCGCAUACACCGCUGUCCCUUCGUCGUACUGACCUGCAUCUUGAUCGUCAUACUGAGGACCGAACUGCUCGUCGUACUGGGUCAUAUCUUGCAUGUCUUGUUCGUCAUACUGAGGACCGAACUGGUCGUCGUACUGAGAUUCAUCUAGCUCGUUAUACUGAGGAGCAUACAGAGCCGCGUCUUGCUCGUUUUGUUCGUCAUACUGAGGUGCGUAUCCCUGCUCGUCGUACUGAGGUGCGUACUGCUCGUCGUACUGCUCGUCGUACUGUUCGUCGAAUUCAGGAACGUCUUGCUCGUCGUAGAUGUCUUGUUCGUCGGCCAGUCCGUUGCUGUAGUCAUUGUAGUACUUAAUUUCUCUUUCUGCAAACGGGUCGGCCAAGUCAUCGUUGGCAACGUACGCGAGCUCUUGGUCGGCGUACCCUCGGAAGGAUCGGAGGUCGCGACGACCUUCCGAGGUGCUGCUGGAAGCCAUAGCCAGCGCGGCAAAGACGAACGGAGCACACACACGCAUCAGUCGACAGCAACUCCAAGAAUGACCUCGCUCAUGACUUGCAUGCUUAUCGAUCGUCGGUCGGUUGUUAAUUGUAC
Molecule: messenger RNA, 797 nt
Organism: Aphanomyces astaci
Lineage: Eukaryota; Oomycota; Saprolegniomycetes; Saprolegniales; Verrucalvaceae
Exons: 1
Coding region: 180-560 (126 amino acids)
Source: RefSeq, a predicted model, not a curated record